This is a messenger RNA of Oreochromis niloticus (Nile tilapia), 8639 nucleotides long. Its product is annotated as titin. Lineage: Eukaryota; Metazoa; Chordata; Actinopteri; Cichliformes; Cichlidae. The transcript has 33 exons. The record is from RefSeq and is a predicted model, not a curated record. Bases 200 to 8326 code for a protein of 2708 amino acids. Gene Ontology annotation, molecular function: protein binding.
UCCCCGUGAAUUCAGAGGGAAACGUUUCCUCCUCUCACUUUUAACUCAGCUGAUGUAGCAACGGUUUGGCUCAGGUGUUAAAAGAUAGUCCAGUUGUUGUUUGUUUUUUUGUUUUUUGCAAGCGAAAGGGAAGUUUGGACAUGAAAGUGGUCAGCGGGUAGAAAAAGCACUAGAAUCCGUUCUCCCAGCGUGCGGCAUCAUGAAGCCGUUACUGCGCUUCAGCGUCCCUCUGUGGACUCUUCUGGUCUUCAGCGCCUUCCUCAAGAGCACCCGAGCAGAAUGUACCUCAAAUUGUACAACAACAACAACAACAACAACAACAACAGUGAUGACAACAACAGAUGUCACCGUUCAACUUAAACAAAACAGCACCUUAACAGUUGGGAAUAAUGCCUCUGGAAAUGGUUUAAUAACUGGUUCGACUCGCGAAGCUGUCUCUUCAAGUGCCCCUAACUGUUCAGACUGCUCCAGUGUGUCACAAAUCACACCAAAACCUGCUGUGGUCAAGGAUCUUACUGUCACCAAUGUCACAACAACAUCUGUGUCUUUGAGUUGGACUAAACCAGAUGGGGGUGUUGACUGGUACAUAAUCCGGUGGAAUGGGACACAACAGGUCUCCAAUCGCACAAAUGAAACUUCCUUUACUAUUCAAGGCUUAACCCCUGGCACCCAGUACAACAUUACAGUGGCUGCUGUAAACCAGUCAGAUGAGGGAGAUAACAGCUACAUAUCUACCUUCACAAAACCUGCUGUGGUCAAGAACCUUACUUUCACCAAUGUCACAACAACAUCUGUGACUAUAAAUUGGACUAAACCAGAUGGGGGUGUUGACUGGUACAUAAUCCGGUGGAAUGGGACACAACAGGUCUCCAAUCGCACAAAUGAAACUUUCUUUACUAUUCCAGGCUUAACCCCUGGCACCCAGUACAGCAUUACAGUGGCUGCUGCUGUAAACCAGUCAAUUGAGGGCGAUAACAGCUAUACAUCUACCUUCACAAAACCUGCUGUGGUCAAGAACCUUACUUUCACUGGUUUCACAACAACAUCUGUGUCUAUAAGUUGGACUAAACCUGAUGGGGGUGUCGACUGGUACAUAAUCCGGUGGACCGGGGGACAACAGGUCUCCAAUCGCACAAAUGAAACUUCCUUUACUAUUCAAGGCUUAACCCCUGGCACCCAGUACAACAUUACAGUGGCUGCUGCUGUAAACCAGUCAAUUGAGGGCGAUAACAGCUAUACAUCUACCUUCACAAGGCCUGAAAAUCCUGGGACCAUUAGUGUUACACAAGGAACCAACACCUUAAGCAUCAGCUGGAUUUUGCCUCGAGGAAACAUUAGUUAUUAUCAGGUCAAUAUAUCCAAUGAAAACUUAGUAUUUACAAACUCCAGUCAAACAGUGGCCACAACAACCAGUUUUACUUAUUUAAAACCCGGGAGGCUCUAUAAUAUCACAGUGACUGCUUUUGCUGGAAACUUCUGGAAUACAUCUGACCAGGUGUCAUUUGCCACUGUUCCCAAACCUCCUGGGUCCAUCAUCUUCAGUAGCCGGAGCAACUCCUCACUCCAGCUGCAGUGGGCAACACCUGAUGAGAUGAUCGGAGCUCCAGACAUCAUAUACAGUAUCACCUAUCAGGCUGUGGGUGGUCCCAGUCAAAACACAACUUCCACACAAAAUAACACUUUGCUUUCACUCCUUGACUCUGGAACCAACUACACUGUAACAGUAAAAACUAUUGGACCUGGAAAUUUAAGCAGCACGGUUGUUCAGAAUUCUUCUUUUACCUUGCCAAACCCUGUGAGGAAUCUAAUAGUCAGCCCUGAAUCUACUACUUCACUAAAUGUGAACUGGUUAAACCCACUGGAGGUCAAAUCGUAUUACAGAUACUUAGUUGACACUUACAAUGACACAGGAGGACUUAUUUACUCAACAAAUAUCACCAAUAACAGCACUUCUGUACCGAAUCUAAACCCAGGAACUAACUACAGUGUCACAGUCAGAACAAAAGCUGCAGAAGGAAGUGAAUCUACGGUGGAAAAGGCAUUCAAUUACACAAUGCCCAAACCAGUGGCCAACCUCACAGUGGAGACUGUGACCAUGACCUCCAUCAUGUUGACGUGGUCCAGACAAAAUGAUUACAAGCCUUCCUACUCCUACCUGGUCAUAGCAAGACAGAAUGGCAGCGAGAUAAAGAAUGAUUCGACAAAGAAUGAGACCUACACCUUGUAUAAUCUGACCCCUGGAGAGCUGUACACAUUUUCUGUGUUCACAGUUAUAGCAGGGGUCAAAUUCACAGAGGAAAAUGCACAGAGUUACACAAUACCUGAAGCAGUCUCAAACAUUACAGCCGUAGGAACCACAACUAGCCUUUCAGUGAGCUGGACACUGGUGACAGGGAAGGUCUUCAGUUACAGUGUUGUGCUAAAUAGUGCUGGACAGUUAGUGAACAGGACGGUAAACAAUCAAACUACAAACACAGUCUUUGGGGGCUUGACACCAGGAGUAAUUUACUGUGUGCAGUUGAUCACCAAAAGUGGACCUUAUGAGAAUAACAGUUCACUUGUCUGCAACGCAACUUUUCCCAACCCUCCUGGCUCCAUCACAGUGCAAUCUCAGACGGUUAAUUCCAUCAACUUCACCUGGGCCCUUCCACAGAACAUGAGCCAAAAGCAAUACAACUUUAGUGUCACCACCACUAACAACACCUUUGUGAAAGAAGACAACUGGUUCCUGCUGGGGAACCUCACAUCUGGAAGCCCCUACAAUAUCUCUGUUGUUACUGUGGGUGUGAUGGGAUAUAACAGUGCAUCAGUGACAACAGUAAACUAUACCAGACCAUUUCCUGUAUCCAAUCUGACUCAGACAGAAAUAACUACAAAUGCAGUGACCUUGGUGUGGACACAGCAGGAGAGCAAAUUAAGCUACUCUUAUUGGGUGCAGGUCACCAACAAGUCCAAUGUUACUGUAAACGAAUUAAAUGUGAAAAUAACAAAUGCAACAAUCAUAAAUCUUCGUUCUGGGAGCAACUUCAACUUCACUGUCACUACACUAACAGCAGAUGGCACUCAGGCAGAUCCUGUGACAGUGUCUUACUUCACACGGCCAUAUGAUAUUACUGAGUUGAAGGCUGAAACCAUAAACACAACUGCUAUAAAUCUGAAUUGGACGAAGCCAGCUGAGUACAGGGAUGACUAUAAAUAUCGAGUUGCUACAUCAGGCUGUGCCUACAAAAACGACACUCUGGGACAAGAAACCAUACAGAUCUCAGGCCUCAACCCUGGGACCAACUGUACCUUCUGUGUUUCUGUCAUGGCAGCAAAUGGCAUUGAAGGACAAACAGUCUGCACCUCUCAGUACACCAAGCCCGAGACAGUACAGCCCACUAUCUCAGGUCAUUCGAAUAGUUCCAUCACCGUGACAUGGACGAAACCUAAAGGAAAUGUGGAGCGUUACAGUUUGCAGCUAAUACGUAAUACAACUAUUCAAUCCCUGAUCAAUUUGACUGCACCGUACCAGUUUGAAAACCUGUCAGCUGGACGGGAGUACAGCGUCAUGUUAACCACAAUAAGUGGACCCUUCAAUGCAUCAUCUGAACUUGUUACUAACGCCACUUUCCCUAACCCUCCUGGGCAGAUUAAGAACCUGAGUAAAACAACAAGUUCCAUUGAAACUCAAUGGACAGAGGCGCCUCUGAUGACUGGUGCAAAAUUCUACUACCUGCUGACUUACACAUCAUCCCAGCAAUCCAACAAUAUAAAUACCACAAACACCAGCUGGAACUUCUCUUCCCUGUCUUCUGGGACUUCCUACAACAUUUCUGUGACAACUGUGGGAGAAUUGGGAUUUCAGAGUGAGACGGUUUACAUCUACAUGGUCACAACAAAGCCUGAAGUAGUCACGAGUCUCUCUGCUGCUAAUAUUACAACAUCAUCUAUCUUUGUGAGCUGGACUAAACCAGUGGGAAACAGCUCCUUCUAUAAAGUACAGUGGACAGGUGGAGGAAGGAACUUCUCUGUAAAUGUCUAUGAGACGUCGUAUAAUAUUGCUAACCUGACUGCUGGUGUCCAGUAUGAAAUAACUGUCACUGCAGUGGCUGGUGAUGGUUAUACUGAAGGACAGAGUGCUACUGUCACCAAGUACACAAAACCCGAAAAAGUGAAGACGCUUACUGUCAGUGAAAUCAGGACAUCCUCUAUAUUUCUGAAUUGGACUGACCCACAGGGUGAAAGGUCAUUCUAUAGAGUAGAGUGGACAGAUGGAACAAUAAAAAACAAUAAGACUGUCACUGAAACUAAAGUAAAUGUCACUGAGCUGACUCCUGGAGUGUGCUACACUUUCACUGUCACAGCAGUGGCUGGAGAUAACAGAACAGAAAGUGACGUAGCAACACUUUCUAAAUGCACAAAGCCUGAAGUAGUCACGAGUCUCUCUACUGCUAAUAUUACAACAUCAUCUAUCUUUGUGAGCUGGACUAAACCAGUGGGAAACAGCUCCUUCUAUAAAGUACAGUGGACAGGUGGAGGAAGGAACUUCUCUGUAAAUGUCUAUGAGACGUCGUAUAAUAUUGCUAACCUGACUGCUGGUGUCCAGUAUGAAAUAACUGUCACUGCAGUGGCUGGUGAUAAUUAUACUGAAGGACAGAGUGCUACUGUCACCAAGUACACAAAACCCGAAAAAGUGAAGACGCUUACUGUCAGUGAAAUCAGGACAUCCUCUAUAUUUCUGAAUUGGACUGACCCACAGGGUGAAAGGUCUUUAUAUAGAGUAGAGUGGACAGAUGGAACAAUAAAAAUGAAUAAGACUGUCACUGAAACUAAAGUAAAUGUCACUGAGCUGACUCCUGGAGUGUGCUACACUUUCACUGUCACAGCAGUGGCUGGAGACAACAGAACAGAAAGUGACGUAGCAACACUUUCUAAAUGCACAAAGCCUGAAGUAGUCACGAGUCUCUCUGCUGCUAAUAUUACAACAUCAUCUAUCUUUGUGAGCUGGACUAAACCAGUGGGAAACAGCUCCUUCUAUAAAGUACAGUGGACAGGUGGAGGAAGGAACUUCUCUGUAAAUGUCUAUGAGACGUCGUAUAAUAUUGCUAACCUGACUGCUGGUGUCCAGUAUGAAAUAACUGUCACUGCAGUGGCUGGUGAUGGUUAUACUCAAGGACAGAGUGCCACUGUCACCAAGUACACAAAACCCGAAAAAGUGAAGACGCUUACUGUCAGUGAAAUCAGGACAUCCUCUAUAUUUCUGAAUUGGACUGACCCACAGGGUGAAAGGUCAUUCUAUAGAGUAGAGUGGACAGAUGGAACAAUAAAAAUGAAUAAGACUGUCACUGAAACUAAAGUAAAUGUCACUGAGCUGACUCCUGGAGUGAGCUACACUUUCACUGUCACAGCAGUGGCUGGAGAUGACAGAACAGAAAGUGACGUAGCAACACUUUCUAAAUGCACAAAGCCUGAAGUAGUCACGAGUCUCUCUGCUGCUAAUAUUACAACAUCAUCUAUCUUUGUGAGCUGGACUAAACCAGUGGGAAACAGCUCCUUCUAUAAAGUACAGUGGACAGGUGGAGGAAGGAACUUCUCUGUAAAUGUCUAUGAGACGUCGUAUAAUAUUGCUAACCUGACUGCUGGUGUCCAGUAUGAAAUAACUGUCACUGCAGUGGCUGGUGAUGGUUAUACUCAAGGACAGAGUGCCACUGUCACCAAGUACACAAAACCCGAAAAAGUGAAGACGCUUACUGUCAGUGAAAUCAGGACAUCCUCUAUAUUUCUGAAUUGGACUGACCCACAGGGUGAAAGGUCAUUCUAUAGAGUAGAGUGGACAGAUGGAACAAUAAAAAACAAUAAGACUGUCACUGAAACUAAAGUAAAUGUCACUGAGCUGACUCCUGGAGUGUGCUACACUUUCACUGUCACAGCAGUGGCUGGAGAUGACAGAACAGAAAGUGACGUAGCAACACUUUCUAAAUGCACAAAGCCUGAAGUAGUCACGAGUCUCUCUGCUGCUAAUAUUACAACAUCAUCUAUCUUUGUGAGCUGGACUAAACCAGUGGGAAACAGUUCCUUCUAUAAAGUACAGUGGACAGGUGGAGGAAGGAACUUCUCUGUAAAUGUCUAUGAGACGUCGUAUAAUAUUGCUAACCUGACUGCUGGUGUCCAGUAUGAAAUAACUGUCACUGCAGUGGCUGGUGAUAAUUAUACUGAAGGACAGAGUGCUACUGUCACCAAGUACACAAAACCCGAAAAAGUGAAGACGCUUACUGUCAGUGAAAUCAGGACAUCCUCUAUAUUUCUGAACUGGACUGACCCACAGGGUGAAAGGUCUUUAUAUAGAGUAGAGUGGACAGAUGGAACAAUAAAAAACAAUAAGACUGUCACUGAAACUAAAGUAAAUGUCACUGAGCUGACUCCUGGAGUGUGCUACACUUUCACUGUCACAGCAGUGGCUGGAGAUAACAGAACAGAAAGUGACGUAGCAACACUUUCUAAAUGCACAAAGCCUGAAGUAGUCACGAGUCUCUCUGCUGCUAAUAUUACAACAUCAUCUAUCUUUGUGAGCUGGACUAAACCAGUGGGAAACAGCUCCUUCUAUAAAGUACAGUGGACAGGUGGAGGAAGGAACUUCUCUGUAAAUGUCUAUGAGACGUCGUAUAAUAUUGCUAACCUGACUGCUGGUGUCCAGUAUGAAAUAACUGUCACUGCAGUGGCUGGUGAUGGUUAUACUCAAGGACAGAGUGCCACUGUCACCAAGUACACAAAACCCGAAAAAGUGAAGACGCUUACUGUCAGUGAAAUCAGGACAUCCUCUAUAUUUCUGAAUUGGACUGACCCACAGGGUGAAAGGUCUUUAUAUAGAGUAGAGUGGACAGAUGGAACAAUAAAAAUGAAUAAGACUGUCACUGAAACUAAAGUAAAUGUCACUGAGCUGACUCCUGGAGUGUGCUACACUUUCACUGUCACAGCAGUGGCUGGAGACAACAGAACAGAAAGUGACGUAGCAACACUUUCUAAAUGCACAAAGCCUGAAGUAGUCACGAGUCUCUCUGCUGCUAAUAUUACAACAUCAUCUAUCUUUGUGAGCUGGACUAAACCAGUGGGAAACAGCUCCUUCUAUAAAGUACAGUGGACAGGUGGAGGAAGGAACUUCUCUGUAAAUGUCUAUGAGACGUCGUAUAAUAUUGCUAACCUGACUGCUGGUGUCCAGUAUGAAAUAACUGUCACUGCAGUGGCUGGUGAUGGUUAUACUCAAGGACAGAGUGCCACUGUCACCAAGUACACAAAACCCGAAAAAGUGAAGACGCUUACUGUCAGUGAAAUCAGGACAUCCUCUAUAUUUCUGAAUUGGACUGACCCACAGGGUGAAAGGUCUUUAUAUAGAGUAGAGUGGACAGAUGGAACAAUAAAAAACAAUAAGACUGUCACUGAAACUAAAGUAAAUGUCACUGAGCUGACUCCUGGAGUGUGCUACACUUUCACUGUCACAGCAGUGGCUGGAGAUAACAGAACAGAAAGUGACGUAGCAACACUUUCUAAAUGCACAAAGCCUGAAGUAGUCACGAGUCUCUCUGCUGCUAAUAUUACAACAUCAUCUAUCUUUGUGAGCUGGACUAAACCAGUGGGAAACAGCUCCUUCUAUAAAGUACAGUGGACAGGUGGAGGAAGGAACUUCUCUGUAAAUGUCUAUGAGACGUCGUAUAAUAUUGCUAACCUGACUGCUGGUGUCCAGUAUGAAAUAACUGUCACUGCAGUGGCUGGUGAUGGUUAUACUCAAGGACAGAGUGCCACUGUCACCAAGUACACAAAACCCGAAAAAGUGAAGACGCUUACUGUCAGUGAAAUCAGGACAUCCUCUAUAUUUCUGAAUUGGACUGACCCACAGGGUGAAAGGUCUUUAUAUAGAGUAGAGUGGACAGAUGGAACAAUAAAAAACAAUAAGACUGUCACUGAAACUAAAGUAAAUGUCACUGAGCUGACUCCUGGAGUGUGCUACACUUUCACUGUCACAGCAGUGGCUGGAGAUAACAGAACAGAAAGUGACGUAGCAACACUUUCUAAAUGCACAAAGCCUGAAGUAGUCACGAGUCUCUCUGCUGCUAAUAUUACAACAUCAUCUAUCUUUGUGAGCUGGACUAAACCAGUGGGAAACAGCUCCUUCUAUAAAGUACAGUGGACAGGUGGAGGAAGGAACUUCUCUGUAAAUGUCUAUGAGACGUCGUAUAAUAUUGCUAACCUGACUGCUGGUGUCCAGUAUGAAAUAACUGUCACUGCAGUGGCUGGUGAUGGUUAUACUCAAGGACAGAGUGCCACUGUCACCAAGUACACAAGUAAGUGAGCAUUUAAAUGUUUUUCAUACCGUAAAUUAGUGACUGUCUGCUGAGGAUACCUGGUAAAAUAAGGAGUCUUCUAUCCUCAUAAGAUAAGAUCAAUUCAAAGGAAAGUAGAAGUAGUAAUCCAGAUGUAGAAGAAGAAGCCCUUUGAAGUGAGAAGGUUGGAUCUCUCACCGAUGUGUUCUCAUAUGAGAGUUGUAGUUGUGCUCACUCUGUGUUUGAGUAACAGCUCCAACAAUGGUUUGCAUUUCUUUUGUACGUCUAGUUUAGAUCUUCCUCUGAACUUCCAGCUGCAUGAAAUGUUACAGGGUCAGCAUG